Messenger RNA from Pocillopora verrucosa, 1753 nucleotides. RefSeq names its product kappa-type opioid receptor. Gene Ontology annotation, cellular component: plasma membrane. Lineage: Eukaryota; Metazoa; Cnidaria; Anthozoa; Scleractinia; Pocilloporidae. Gene Ontology annotation, molecular function: G protein-coupled receptor activity. Gene Ontology annotation, biological process: G protein-coupled receptor signaling pathway. The record is from RefSeq and is a predicted model, not a curated record.
UGAACUCUCAGCGGAGAUUUCAGUGCUGGUUUUUCAGAAUGAUCCCAACCAGAUAUCUACCAGAAGUGCCCCAGUUUAAGAAAACUGACUGAGCGUUUCUAGCUUAUCAUUCUCUCAGAAGGUCAACGCUCUUAGCUACCAAGGUGACAAAGCUGAUGUCGUCAUUCAUAUGGAACUAAAUGAUGCGAGUCGUACUUUUCUUCUUACCUAUUGCAUGGUGAGUGAUCAGUCCCACUUAUCUGGAUCCUUUUGCAGAGAUGCUGGAAUUGCUUCACAGAGAACUCUAAACUUUUAUCUGUCAAUCCUGUAGGAUUAUAUUUCUUGUUGCUUGAUUUGCACCAUUUUGGUUUCAAUUCGUAAAGCAAUCAUUCCAACUGCGCGAUAGAAUGAUCGGAACGGUGCAAUAUAACAAAGAUUAAUCGCAUUAAUGCCUACCUCAGAGCCUAUCAGAAUGAACAUGUCAAACACAAACAACACGCAAAGAGAUUGGAAACCAAGUACCCCAACUUAUGGAGUUAUCUUAUGGUGCAUAACGUACAGCCUCACAGCAGUUGGCAUAAUCUGCGCCAACGUGUUCGCCGUUUUCGUUUUCACAAUGAAAAGGCUUUUGCGUAAGAGGAGCAAUAUUCUCCUAUUGAAUUUAGCCAUCGCUGACUUGAUGGUUGGAAGCAUAGCGUUCCCAAUGUACAUUUAUAUUUUCUAUAAUUCGCACAAAAGCUUCUUAUGGAGAGACAUGAUCACGAACCAUGUGUACCUCGGCGUGGACGUCUUUUCAGGAUUAUCCUCGAUGUUUAUUUUAGCAAUGAUUGCCUUAGAAAGGGCGUAUUCUGUCUACCGACCUCUAAAGCACCGCUGUGUUUCUAGGAGGUCAAGGCUCUAUUGGUUGUCUGCAGCUUGUGUUUGGGUAACAUCGGGAGUCCUUACUUCCAUGAAGAUUCUAACAUCACUUGGAGUUCUGACCUUCUCAUAUGACAAACAUGUUAUCUUCAUAUUCGUGUCCAUCGCCUUGAUGACCAUAAUAGCCGCCCACGCUUCUAUCUGGACCAAAAUCACAAGACGAAAAGAGAACCUCGAUUUCAUAGUCAAAGAAAAAUCCAUUGCCCUAGCAAUGCUUAUAGUAACUGUCGCCUUUAUUGUGAUGUGGCUGCCGUUUUAUCUGCUUAAUGUAAUUUACAGUUUUGAUCAAAAAGCUUUGAAAUCCGUCCCCUUAAAUUUCUUUUACUUUGCUAAACUAUUGCAGUAUGGGAACUCCGUCGUGAAUCCAGUAAUAUAUACAUUGAAGCUUCCACAAUUCCGUAGGGCUCUGCGAAAAUUACAAAGCUUCAAAAGCUCUGUAAGAACAGACAAAGACGUACCACUGUAAUAGCAUCAGUAUAUUUGCAGGAGUCUUUUAAGAUAAACUCAGUGAGAUAAAAUCGAAAACUCUAAUCUCACUCAAUCAGACGUACCACUGUAAUAGGGAAUAAAACUGUAAUUUAAGAUAGCAGGUAAUUUAGAGUUAACAACUGAGUUGAAAACGUAAAUUAGUCAAUCGCUCUGACGAAGGGCUAACGCUCGAAACGUCAGUUUUUUUACCCUUUACGGUGGCUAAUUUACGUUUUCAACUCAGUUGUUAACACUAAAUUACCUGCUAUACUCUCCCACCGACGCAGCACCACAGUUUCUUUAGAAACUUACCCCUUUAUUCAUUUGUCUUUUAAGAUACACUCAAUGAGACAAAACCUAACGCGUUAAUCUCACUCUUUGCAAGUAA